This is a messenger RNA of Polyodon spathula (Mississippi paddlefish), 1495 nucleotides long. Its product is annotated as protein farnesyltransferase subunit beta-like. The record is from RefSeq and is a predicted model, not a curated record. NCBI's taxonomy places the organism in Eukaryota, Metazoa, Chordata, Actinopteri, Acipenseriformes, Polyodontidae. Gene Ontology annotation, biological process: protein farnesylation. Bases 92 to 1306 code for a protein of 404 amino acids. Gene Ontology annotation, cellular component: protein farnesyltransferase complex. The transcript is spliced from 13 exons. Gene Ontology annotation, molecular function: protein farnesyltransferase activity.
ACCCGCAGGAAACCCAGCGAUAGGUGGUUCAGGGCAGCAUUCAGAUUAAAACUGGAUUUUCGUUAUUUUUGGUUAACUUUUUCGCGUUAUCAUGGAGGAACCACUUUCAAUUUUGCGCUGUCUUGAGGAAUAUCAUAGCUCGGAACUGUUUAAUGAGGACAAUGUGAAGACGGUUACUUCAAUAGAACAGGGGUUUCUUAUAAGCGGCAGUGUCACAGGCACUUCCAGGAAUCACAACAGAAUACAGAAAAAAGUUGAAGACAGUGUACAAGAGGUAUUCAGUGCUUACAAGAUAAAUCACAGAUUGUCACAACCCAGCCUGCAACGGGAGCAGCAUUACAUCUAUUUAAAGAGGGGUUUACGCCAUCUUUCAGAUGCCUAUGAGUGUCUUGAUGCAAGCCGGCCCUGGCUUUGCUAUUGGAUCCUACACAGCCUGGAGCUCCUGGAUGAACCAGUCCCUUCAUCUGUAGCAUCGGAUGUGUGUAAUUUCCUGGCCCGGUGUCAGAGUCCCAGGGGCGGGUUUGCAGGGGGCCCCGGCCAGCAUCCGCACCUUGCUCCCACUUACGCAGCCGUCAACGCGCUCUGCAUUAUCGGCACAGAGGAGGCAUACAACGUGAUCGACAGGCAAAAACUGCUAGACUUCUUGUACUCGCUGAAGCAGCCUGGUGGGUCGUUCGUCAUGCACGUGGGAGGUGAAGUGGAUGUCAGAAGUGCUUAUUGUGCUGCUUCGGUGGCAUCCCUGACAAACAUCAUCACGGCCUCGCUAUUUGAGGGAACCCCAAAUUGGAUUACAAGGUGUCAGAACUGGGAAGGGGGUAUUGGUGGUGUACCUGGACUAGAGGCCCACGGUGGUUAUACUUUCUGCGGAAUGGCUGCCAUGGUGAUCCUUCAAAAGGAGCACAUGCUGGACCUCAAAUCCUUGUUACGCUGGGUAACCAGCAAGCAGAUGCGAUUUGAAGGAGGGUUCCAGGGCCGCUGCAACAAGCUGGUCGAUGGCUGUUACUCAUUCUGGCAAGCUGGACUGCUUCCCCUCCUGCACAGAGCCCUGCAUACACAAGGGAGUUCCAGCCUCAGCAUGACAAGCUGGAUGUUUCAUCAGCAGGCUCUACAGGAGUACAUCCUUCUCUGCUGUCAGAACCCGUCCGGAGGGCUCCUGGAUAAGCCUGGCAAUUCCUCCCAACAGGCCCCAACUCACCCUGUGUACAAUAUCUGUCCUGACAAAGUAGCACAAGCCGUACAGCACUUUCAUCAGAUGGCUGUCCCUGGGAAGAGUGGAGCAAGUACGAGGCCCAACAGCAUCAACUGACUUUGAGGGAAUUUCUUUCAAACAAUUUGCCUGGGGAACUGGUGUCAAAAUCGGAAGAAAGGGCAGCUGAGGGCCAAAAAUGAAACCUUUAAUACAGUGAAACCUGUCUAAUCCAGCCUCUCUACAAAGCGGUGUUCUGUAUAAUAUGGCAUGAUUGGUUGGUCCCAAACCAAAUCCCUAUUGAUAACA